AAUGUCGCCCCGCCCCCUCUCUCGCGCGCUAUGACAUCCGCGGUUGAAUUUCAUCAUGCGCACUUCUGGCUCGAGCGUGUCCGCUCCAGGCCACCGUAGCGGAGACUCAUCUCUCUCAUCCUGGGUAAAGCAGCAGAAACACAAUGUGUGGUAUAUGGGCCUUGUUUGGCAGUGAUGAGUGCCUGUCAGUUCAGUGCACCUGUGCCAUGAAGAUCGCACAUAGGGGUCCGGAUGCUUUCCGCUUCGAAAAUGUCAACGGUUUCACCAACUGCUGCUUCGGCUUCCACCGCUUGGCCAUCGUGGACCAGCUGUACGGGAUGCAGCCGCUACGCAUUAAGCGCUUCCCUUACCUCUGGCUCUGUUACAAUGGCGAAAUCUACAACCACCAUCGGCUGAAAAAGCACUUUGAGUUCGAGCACCAGACCAAAGUGGACGGAGAGAUCAUCCUCCACCUGUACGACCGCUUCGGCGUCGAGAAGAUGGCGUCGCUGCUGGACGGAGUGUUCGCCUUCGUGCUGCUGGACACGGCCAAUAGGAAAGUUUUCCUGGGGAGAGACACGUACGGCGUCAGGCCUUUGUUCAGGAUGCUGACUGAAGAUGGCUUCCUCGCCGUGUGUUCAGAGGCCAAAGGCUUGACCCAGAUCAUGCACUCCAUGUCGAACCCUGUGAAGAUCACCCCAUUCCUACCAGGCCACUUCGAGGUGUUUGACCUGAAGCUGAAUGGAAAGGUGGAGUCUGUUCAGCUGGACCGGUUCCACUGCUGCACCGAAGAGCCCAAACAUGCUGCCUACGACAACGUCGAGAACCUCGGCACGGGUUUCGCUCUGGAAACAGUAAAGAGCAACAUCAGGAUCCUGUUUGAAAACGCUGUGAAGAAGCGCCUCAUGGCCCACAGGAGGAUCGGCUGCCUCCUGUCAGGUGGUCUUGACUCCAGCCUCGUCGCUGCUAUGCUUGUUAAGCUAGCCACGGAGGAGCAGCUGCAGUAUCCCAUUCAGACGUUUUCAAUCGGGGCAGAAGACAGUCCAGACGUUAUAGCUGCACGCAAGGUUGCAGCUCACAUAGGCAGUGAGCACCACGAGGUGAAUUUCACCCCAGAGGAGGGCAUCCGCGCGCUGGAGGAAGUUAUUUUCCACUUGGAGUGUUACGACAUCACCACAGUGCGCGCGUCAGUUGGCAUGUAUCUGAUCUCUAAAUACAUCCGAGAGAAGACGGACAGCGUGGUGAUUUUCUCUGGUGAGGGAUCUGAUGAACUGACGCAGGGCUACAUCUACUUCCAUAAGGCUCCAUCGGCCAAAGCUGGAGCGGAGGAAAGUGUGCGUCUGUUGAAGGAGCUUUAUCUGUUCGACGCGCUGAGAGCAGACAGGACGACAGCCGCACACGGGUUGGAGCUGAGAGUGCCCUUCCUGGACCACAGGUUCACCGCAUACUACCUCUCUCUGCCUGAGGAGCUGAGGACGCCCAAGGAUGGCGUGGAGAAGCAUCUUCUGAGGGAAGCGUUCAAAGGACUGAAUCUGAUUCCUGACGAGAUUCUGUGGAGACGCAAAGAGGCUUUCAGUGACGGACUGACGUCCGUGAAGAAGUCCUGGUACAUGAGCUUGCAGGAGCACAUCGAGUCUGAGGUGAACGACACCGAGUUAGAGAAAGCGGCCGCGUUGUUCCCCUACAACCCUCCCGCUACCAAAGAAGGCUUCUUCUUCCGGCAGAUCUUCGAGAAGCUUUACCCGGGACGCUCCGAAUGGACGCCGCAUUACUGGAUGCCUCGAUGGAUCAAAGCUACAGACCCCUCGGCCAGAACCCUGUCCAUUUACAAACCAGACAAAGAUCAGUAACAACUUGUAAUUCUAUUCCAAAUACUGCAUCACAUCGUUAGAUCAAGCCUUUCUCUGACUUUCUGUUCUACGAUAAACACAGCAUGCAAGAGUUUACCAGGUCAGAAUACUGCGUCAUCCGGCGUGCCUUUUAUAACAAAGCAUAACAUUUAAAAUAGCUUUAAAAAUGUUUACUUUGUACGGAAUAAUACACUUGGGGACGUGUUGUUAUAGGAAAAUAAUCGUGGUGUGAUAUAUCCCAAUGUGACGCAGCAUUACUGUUGAUUAUUUUCCAAUACCAGCAUAUCCCAAAGUGUUUUAUUCCGCUUAUAAUGCAGAACGAAAUGUUACACUUUUUAUGCUUUUAUAGUUGUGGAGUACCCGCAUAGCAGCUAGAAAUAGUUGUUCCCUCACUUUCUCUUGAAGAUAAUAAAACGAAAAGAAAUGCAGCUUGUUAGUUAUAGCGUUACCUCUAUACCUGGAGACUCCGUUCAAAAAUGUUAAAUGUUACAUCUCCUAACAGAAAACUAGAUAACAUGUUUCUUUGUUAUCUAUUGUUCGACUUAGAUUACAUGUCAUACAAGUCCCUAUGAAUUAGCCGUUGCCAUAGAAACGAUAAUGCGCACAUUGCAGCCAGAACUACUGUCCGAGCUGCUGUUAUGGAAAACUAAUCAACACCUCCUGACCAAUCAGAUAAAAUUCAACAGCGCUGUGGUGUCAUUAAAAAUAAAUCGACUAUACAGCAUACAGUACACACAACAAGGAUUAAGGAACAGGGAAUAAUUCAGGGAACAAAGCAUGAAUUUUUAUUCAUUACUCAUUAUUGUAAUUUGGAGCAAAAUAAAACAUUUAAAUUGUGUUUUAAAUCUUGUUAUACUGUGAACUGUGACGUCCCAUUUUUGUAAUCGCUUUUUCGACUGCCUCAAGCAAAAGUAACCCAAAGGUACUCUGUUAUUGUAAUAAUCCUAAUAAUACAGCACUUAUUAACCAUUUAAUGAUUUUUUUUAAAGUACUGAUUCAUGAGCAUUUAAACCUGAUUUGUGAUUCCAUGGCAUUCUGCCUAAUAAUGUGUAAGAAUAUCUUAACGCAGUAAAUGAAAGUUUGACUCUU
Messenger RNA from Pangasianodon hypophthalmus (striped catfish), 2918 nucleotides. It is a transcript of the gene asns, whose product is annotated as asparagine synthetase. Gene Ontology annotation, molecular function: asparagine synthase (glutamine-hydrolyzing) activity. Lineage: Eukaryota; Metazoa; Chordata; Actinopteri; Siluriformes; Pangasiidae. The record is from RefSeq and is a predicted model, not a curated record. Bases 144 to 1829 code for a protein of 561 amino acids. Gene Ontology annotation, cellular component: cytosol. The transcript is spliced from 12 exons.